AUGGCUGCUAUGCUGUUGAUAAUUUGUCUUAUUGUGGCCACAUACGGCCUGGAAGCUCAGGCGGCUGAAGCCAAUAACGAUUCCACCAUAAACGAAUUGUGUUCGGGUAAAAAUGGUGUCAUGGUUGCCAUGCCUGGUUCCUGUUCCGGUUUCUAUUUUUGUGUUGAGGGUAAUGCCAUUGCCUCCUCCUGUGGUAGUUUUUAUCAAUUCAAUGCCGAUUUGGCGAUAUGUGAUCAUCCGCUAAAUGCCAAAUGUAAUGUGAAUGGUUCCACCACAAUUGAAGCCUCCAAUGAUCGUGAGGCGAAUGAUAUAUGUGCCCAGGCUCAACCCGGCUAUGCAUUUGGUAAAACACAAUCAUGCACUCUCUACUAUGUUUGCUAUCAGAAAUAUGCCGUGCGACGGGUUUGUCCACCCCAGAAACAUUUUAACCUGGCCGAAAGGCGUUGCAUGGAUAUUGAUAAGGCCAAGUGUAGCUAUACGAUUGCCCUGCCGGUAAGUGCAAUGCAGGUGAAGGUUACCAAGAAACCAAUUCAAGCGACAUCAUCGACAACUGCCGCUCCUAAGACCCCUAAGGAACCUAGUGUAGGUGCGGGUUUGGCAUCUGGUGUUGUUGGCAAUCGUAAACCCCCUUUGAACAUCAAGCGGGCUCGUGACCUGUCAGUUCUAUGUUCCGCCUUCAAAACCAAUCGCACCCUACCCCAUCCCUAUGAUUGUACUCGUUUUAUUUAUUGUCUUGAACAUAAAGCUAAUAUUAUGUCCUGCCCAAAGGGUUUACAUUUUAGUUCCCAAAAAUUGAGAUGUGAAUGGCCUAAUAAUGCUGAAUGUCAAGUGAAUGCGAAAUAA
Musca vetustissima is the source of this 843-nucleotide messenger RNA. Its product is annotated as probable chitinase 10. The transcript has 2 exons. Gene Ontology annotation, cellular component: extracellular region. Bases 1 to 843 code for a protein of 280 amino acids. Gene Ontology annotation, molecular function: chitin binding. Lineage: Eukaryota; Metazoa; Arthropoda; Insecta; Diptera; Muscidae. The record is from RefSeq and is a predicted model, not a curated record.